UUGGCUUGUGGCCCCUUCCGCCAUAUUCAAAGCACUUUACUCCAGUCUCUGCUUCCUCAUCAUGUCUCUUCUUUGACUUUCCUACCUCCACCUAAGUACUCUUGUGAUUACAUUGGGCCUACCUGGAUGAUCUAGGAUACUCUUCCCAUUUCAAGAUCCCUAACUUAACUCCACCUUCCAUGUAAUGUAAGUUAAUAUAGACACAGCUUAUGGGGAUUAAGAUGUGGACAUAUUUAGGGGGCCCAUUACACAGUUAGAUAAGUAUUAAAGGAUUCAGUUAAAAUGUGAGGAAGGAUAAGACAAUGAAGAAAGCCUUUCAAUAACAACAACACAAAAGGUAUUAUUGCUAGGAAUUUCCUUCAAACCUUCCUGGUAUUUGGUCUAGUCUUGAGCUAGCAAAUAAGAAGUAUAAUGACACACUAUGAGUAUAAUAUAAUUCAGUGUCUAAAGAUCUGGACGUGUUCCUCAAGAGGGAAAUCCUCCAGUAGUAAACAGCCAUGAAGAAGCAAAUACUAUCUCACUUUUAUAUAGGUUCCUGUUUUAGGAAAUCGCCAGUUUUGUUCUUUGAAGGUAUCCAGAAUCUAAAAGUAGAAUUAAGCCAACAGCAUUAGCAAAAGCAUCCAGUCUGCAAAGGGCACAAGGAAUCAGCCAUGGCAACGGCAACAGGGCAGCAGCAAACAGCCUCACCCGUCCAUUUAUCAGAACACGGAGUCAGCAUGAGGCUCGGAUCACCUCCACUGAGUGGGAUAAUAACAAUGAAGCCGUCAAUACGGCGCUAGGAGAAAGAAUGCACGGGAAGAAGUCAAUGGAUCCAACAGUUUGAUGUAUUGAGAAACACGAAACCAACUGUGGCUAGCAUUUUUUGUCAUUGUGUAACAGAAGUAAAAUCAGAAACCUGUGAUUACUUGCUGCUGGGACCACUCUGACUGAAAAGCAUCUCAGUGUGAGAACAACUAAGUGCCUCAUCCCAGAGAACAAAUGUGAACCAAGAGAUAACCCAGCAUUUCAGACAGUGUCAUUUCCUGAAGGGAGAAAGCAGGGGGGAAACAAGGUCAACUGUGAUGAAAGAUGUGCCCGACACUGAGAAAUAAGACCGAAAUGAGUGAAAACAUUUCUGUAGUAUCUUUUCAGAAAUUCAUGGGCAGAGAACAUAUGUAAGACUUAGGUCCCUGCAUGUGUGUGUGAUUGCCACACAUUUUCCUCUCUUGUGAAAACAAUGCUACAUACCCUCAACCAAACAGCGCCAACAUCGUCAUGAAUUCUGAGCGUGGUUCAGGCCUAGUUUUAAGGAUAUCGAUGUUCAUUUCUGUGGGAUUACUGCUCUGUAGGAAUGUGGGUAGGAAAACAAAAGCGAUUUUUCGAUAUGCAUGUAGGUAUGACCUGGCCUGUGAUGUCCACAUAAUCUUUAGCAAUGACUUUAUGUGGCCUUCAAAGAAAGGGAGGGUUGUCAUGAAGAUGGCAGGCUACGCAGUCAGAUCUAGGACUGCGUUCCAGCUCUGUCACUUAAAACUUUUAAAACCCAGAUUCCUCAUUUGUAAAAUAUGCUUAAAGCCACGUUGUUUUGAGAACCAAUGACAUGAACAUUGUGAAAAAAACACAGUGCUUGGCACACAGAAUACUUAAAACAGGACAGCUGUUAACAGCAACAGUAAUGAAACAAAAGAAUAAAUAAGUAAAUGGGCUGAAAUGUUACCUCAUAACUCUUAAACAAGCACUGUGCUCUCAUUCAGUACCUGAAACAAAUAGAAACCUGGAGUAAAUUUUGAACUUUAGUAGAAGAUUUUAAAGAUUUUCUAACACAAAGUCUUAUUAAAUAGUUUUUUAAAGCCAGUCUUUAAUUUUAAACACAUUUUUGUUUCCAAUUUUCCAUUUACCAGAAUCAUAUUGAUGUAAAUACUGGAAGUGAGCAUCUGAAAAUGUACUCAAUUUUCACGUGUUGCACGUCUUAUUUAGUCGACAUGUACUAGGGGAGACAAUGAUAAAACUGUAUAGCUGGCAGAGAUUGAAUAUAAUUACUCCAGAUUCCUCAUUUAGCUGAGAUUAGGCAAGGCUCAGAAAUACUAAUUGCCCCUGGUGCCCAGACUGCAAGGCGGAGAGUCAAGAUGGCGCCCGCAGCCUCCCGGCUUCCCGUGCAGGGAUCUUCCUACAGGAAGGCUGCUCCAUGUGUGUUUCAGGUACCAUUUGCUAUCGAAGACCGUCCUCAUCAGCCAAGUUUUGCCUGGAGAAGAGGGAGCGUUGUGUUUCCAUAGAACAAACUGGGAUGCCUUUGAAGAUUUGGACACUUAACUCGGGAGCCUAAGCUGGAGUGUUUAUGCUCCUUCCUUCCUCCUCAAAAUCUUGGUCAGUCUCUUCUGUGAAGAAUAUAUAUAUAUAUAUAUACACUAGCAAACGCAUCAAUUAGGACAUUGUUCCCCAAGGCGUUACUUUAAGACUUACGCUUUCCUAAACACUGAAUUUCUGAAAAUACCGACCGAGUUUACAUGUACCCUGUAAUCCAAACCCUCUGUCUCUACUAUACUGAGGCCUCUUAGCAAACAAGCAUUUAGAGAAGGCAAUCAAGUGGUCAAUGUAUUAUUUCAUGUUAGAUAAAAAUCUCUCAGUCCAUUCUUUCCAAAAAGAAGAUCAACCUAAAAUGAAGAAUGAGGUUAAAGAACUAUUGGAAAGCAGAUAAAGUUUAAAACUAUUUACAUAUUUAAACUAUAAUAGUUUAGAUACUUCAAGUUUCAAGACUUGACAUUUCACAUAUUUCUCCAAGUUUUCUUUAUGUUACAAAGUAUGAAAACAAAUCCACUUGUGUGAAAAAAGUUAACAUUUUGAUACUUCUAUUUACGGUAUGCUUUAAAAAGACUGUGAGAGAGUUAGUACACAAGCUUUCCUUUCAGGUUUUUUUCCUAAAAAGAGAAUAGGGACAUUUAAACCACAAGUUAUUAGCAAAUCUUCAAAUUGAUCUUCAAAGAUAUUUUCAACUUCAAAAGGCAAAUCUCUAAUUUAGUGAUCCUUGAGGGAAGAACGGACAUUUACUUUAAGGCUCUAGGGAAAUUCUGAGUAUUUCUCAGUCUUUCAAGCAAAGAAACAAGGAAAACUCUCGUUGGAGGACCUCUUUAGAUCCACAGCUAACUUGUACUGGGCCCACUUCUGAUCGGGAGCAAGAGCAGGACACACAUUUCACGUGGGAUCUGAAAGCAGUUCGUAAUUGACGAGCGUCGCCCAGAGCGUCCCGGAGCCAUGCAGCCUCUUUUCAACGAGGCCGCACGUCCUCGCCCACCCGUCCCUCUCUCCGUCAUGGGUGCCCGUCCACGCGGCCGCCUCGAGCGCGGCCUGGCCCCGACGCGACGGCGGGCUGGAGGCCGCGGCUGGACGCAGCGCACCGGGAGGCCUCCGGGGGAAGAGGUGAGGCGGGCGCAGGGCCGGGCAGCGCUGGGGACGCCGGCAGCCUCGCCAAGCGGCGAGAAAGCCGGCAGUUUCGCUUCCUCCGGCGCCUCCCGGCCGCGUUUCCGGCCGGUGCGCUUCCGGGCGGCCGCGGAGGGCAGCGCGGAGGCCGGCGGAGGAGAGGCAGGCGGAGGAGAGGCCGCCGUCUUCGCCGCCGCCAUGCUGCCCGCGGCGCCGGGUGGGCCGGGCGCGAGCCGGGCGCGUUCCCCCUGCGGCCCAGCGCCCCCAGAACAUAUGAAAGACAUCGUGAUGCUCUAUGAAGAGGAGGCUGCGGAGUGGGCUCUGUACCUGAGGGAGAUCUUGCUACAUGUUGUGGAAAGGGAAGCCAUCCUGUUAUAUCUCUUGGAGAACUUCUCUCUGCGGGAUUUGGAACUGCUGAGUUUAAACUCUUACAAAUGCAAGCUUUUGAUAUUAUCAAACAGCCUGCUUAAAAACCUAACUCCCAAGAAGUGUCAGUUUUUGGAAGAGGUACUUCGUUCACCAGAAAGUGUGGUUACUCUGCUGUGUGGGGUGAAGAGCGCAGACCAUCUCUAUCAAGUAUUAAAUAUCCCUGGAGGCAGAGGGGAGAUCUCGACUGAGCAGGAGCCUGAAGACUACAUCUCUGUGAUCGAGAGCGUCAUAUUCAGAGGUUGUAAGGACUACCUGGAGGUCGAUAUUCCAACAGACCUAAGAGUAGAACAUUCUGGGAAAAUAAGUGAGAGAAAGGAAAUUGAAGAAUUGUCAGAAGCUUCCAGAAACACCAUACCACUGGCAGUGGUGCUUCCUGCUGAAAUUCCAUGUGAGAAUCCUGGUGAAAUAUUUAUUAUUUUGAGAGAUGAAGUAAUUGGUGACACUGUGGAGAUUGAAUUUACAUCAAGUAUUAAAUGCAUUAGAACACGGCCAGCCCUUUGGACUAAGACAGUCUGGUAUAUGAAAGCUUUAGAUUUUCCUGCUGGCCCUGUCAAUGUCAAUGUCUACUGUGACGGAAUCAUGAAGGCCACAGCAGAGAUUAAGUACUACACAACAGCAAGGGCAAAGGAAUGCUCAUUGGGAGUGGCAGGUCCUGGAGAUGGUGUGUGCUGGAGUGACAUGGACGAACUUGAUGACAUUCUCACAUCCAUAUUCAAACAUGAGAUACCAUAUUAUGAGUUCCGAUCCCUCCAGACUGGAGUCUGCCCUCCCAAGGAACAUACUCAUUUCAAAGAACUUCCAACUCUUCUCCACUGUGCAGCAAAAUUUGGCUUAAAGAACUUGGCUGUUCAUUUGCUUCAAUGUUCAGGAGCAACCUGGGCGUCUAAGAUGAAAAAUUUGGAGGGUUCAGAUCCAGCACAUAUCGCUGAAAGGCAUGGUCACAAAGAACUCAAGAAAAUCUUUGAAGAUUUCUCAAUCCAAGAAGUUAGCACAAAUAAUGAGCUAGAAAAUGACUAUGAAGAGGAUUUUACCUCAUUUUCUGCAUUUUCUCCCACUGUACAGAACCCAGCAUUUCAUCACGAAAGCAGCCAGACAUACAGGGAGAGUGCAGAAGGAGCUGAGUCACAUGAAACAUCAAAGGAGAAAGAAGAGAACAGAUCAGGCACGGAGGCCACGCACAGCCCAGCAGAGGAUGGCAGUGACAGUUCUGAGAGCCAGUAUGAUGACUUGUAUACGUUCAUUCCUGGAGACAACCCAGAAAUCGAUUCACGAGAGCCGCUCGUGAGCGACAGGCCACCUCUCCCCCCGCCGCGACCUGUAGCUGCUGCCUUCCAACUGGAAAAACCUCACUUCACAUCACAGGGGAAAAUGUUGGAAGACCAAAUGGAAAGAAGUCAACAUUGGUGUGAUCCUGGUGCAAGACAAGAAACAGGAGGUGAACCUAAAAGGGAAGAAGAAAAGAAAGAAGAGGAAAAGGAGCCGGAGGAGGAGGAAGAUCCAUACACUUUUGCUGAGAUUGAUGACAGUGACUACGACAUGAUACUGGCCCAUAUGAGUACAAAGAAAAAAACUGGAAGUCGAUCUUUCAUUAUAAACAGACCUCCUGCCCCCACACCUCGACCCACGAAUCUCCCUCCGAAAGAAGAAGCCACACCUUACAUAGCCCAAGUGUUUCAACAAAAGGCAGCCAGAAGACAAUCUGAUGGUGACAAGUCCCACGGUCCUAAGAGACAAGACAGAGCCCGGGUGGAGAGUCAAGCCUUGUCCACAGCAAGAGGCUGCCUGCCUGCCGGGCAGGAAGAGCUCAUCCUCCUGCAGGAGAAGGUCAAGAACGGGACACUGUCUGUGGACGAAGCCCUGGAGAAAUUUAAACAGUGGCAGGUGGGAAAAACUGGCCUGGAGAUGAUUCAGCAGGAAAAACUACGCCAACUACGAGAUUGCAUUAUUGGGAACAGGCCAGAGGAAGAAAAUGUCUUUGAUAAGCUCACCAUUGUGCACCAUCCAAAUGGUAAUGAAAGUGUCCACAAUGAAAAUAUGUCACAUAGCAUGCCCUUCGGCAAUAAGCUUCCUGCUCGACUCCAAGUUGAAAAGGAAUUUGGCUUCUGUUGCAGGAAGAAUCACUGAGGAAGGUUAUUAUAUGAAUGAAAUGCAAGAAUCUGCAGACACUGUGCUCCCUGGGUGAAGCAAGCUUGCAUUUGGACUGCCUGCUGUCUUCAGGGCAAAUCUGUACUCUGCAGGCAAAAGCAGUCCUCUGGCUUUCCGCAUUUGUUGUGGCCACAAUUUAUUGGCAUUGUACCUGCCUUGGAUGGGUAUAUAGAGAUUAAAAUUGAAUGCCAUAGAGCAAUUGCAUUCUUUGAAAAUUCUUGUAUUUUACAGUGCACUUUGCCACUGAGGCAGCUAUGUCCCAUUUUGAAAAUUAAAGGAAAACGAGAGCAGAGGAGUAAAUGCUCUGGAGCAAAGUUAUUUGGCCUGUUUGAGGCACUAACCUUGAGAGUGUACUCCUCCCAUCCUUAGAAUAAACCAUGAUAACACAAAUUUGUUUAGGACAUAUUUGCCUUUUAAACUGUUGGUCCAUUUUCCAAAUUUCUCGCAUUCAGAGCUCUAAUUAUUAUUGUCACAUCAUGUGUGCGGAAACCUCCCCUUAUUUAGUGCUUAUUUGCAUAUAACCCUGAGAACAUUCUAUUUUUCUGUACUCAUUUUAAUAUACAUUUCUAUAACCCGUAUUCCUUAUUAAAAGGCUUCCAAUUUCCUCAACUUAUUUUUUGGAAACAAUUUACUAGCCUAGAAUAGAAUACAGUUUUACCAUUCUGUGAUUUCCAUGCACAAUU
This is a messenger RNA of Equus quagga, 6647 nucleotides long. It is a transcript of the gene BANK1, whose product is annotated as B cell scaffold protein with ankyrin repeats 1. The coding region runs from base 3226 to 5943 and encodes 905 amino acids. Lineage: Eukaryota; Metazoa; Chordata; Mammalia; Perissodactyla; Equidae. Gene Ontology annotation, biological process: negative regulation of phosphatidylinositol 3-kinase/protein kinase B signal transduction; signal transduction; negative regulation of B cell activation. The transcript has 17 exons. The record is from RefSeq and is a predicted model, not a curated record. Gene Ontology annotation, molecular function: signaling receptor binding; protein tyrosine kinase binding.